Molecule: messenger RNA, 1978 nt
Organism: Haliotis rufescens (red abalone)
Lineage: Eukaryota; Metazoa; Mollusca; Gastropoda; Lepetellida; Haliotidae
Product: probable gluconokinase
Exons: 5
Coding region: 88-645 (185 amino acids)
Cellular component (GO): cytoplasm
Molecular function (GO): gluconokinase activity
Source: RefSeq, a predicted model, not a curated record
CUCAGGUAAUCUACUGCAUCCACGGCCUUGAACAGACAACACCGGCAAGCUGAAAUAGACUACACUGAAAGCGGCAGCUAUAGCACCAUGAUUGUAAUCGUUAUGGGGGUUUGUGGGUGUGGCAAAACCACAGUAGGAGAAGCCCUUGCAGAGAAGCUGCAGUGUGAAUUUGCUGAUGCUGAUGACUUCCAUCCUGAGGCAAACAAGGUGAAGAUGGGCCAGGCUAUACCACUAACAGAUGAGGACCGAAUUCCCUGGCUCAUCUCAAUCCACCAUUACAUCAUGAGAUUAUUCACAGAAGGAAACAAUGGAAUUGUCACUUGCUCUGCACUGAAGAAAAUGUAUCGGGGCAUACUCGCAUCAGGGGAGGUAACUCCAAACAAGGAUUAUGCUGAGAAACUUCCAGUUCUGUUUGUGUAUUUGAAGGGAGACCGUGACCUCCUUAAUCAACGUAUGGAAGGCCGUUCAGGCCAUUUUAUGCCAGUAUCUCUCUUGGAUUCACAGCUAGCUACACUAGAAGAACCAGAUGCAUCCGAGAAGGCUGUAACAGUUUCCAUUGAUAACAGCGUUGAUGACAUUGUAGCGAUGGUUGUGAAGGAGUGCGAGAAAACUCUGGGUAGGUCCAUGAACAGUGAGGAUUCAUAACUGUGGGUGGAUUUUUAACUUUAACAAGUCCACUAGCGAUUGAGUGGGGAAUAAACUGUUCAAGGCAUAUUAAUUUAUCACAGAUGAUUAACUGGAUUACUGUUCAGUGGUAGCACAAUAUCAUAUCCAAUGUUAACUGGUUAACCAAGAAUGGAUGAAAGUUUGAGAUGCUCAUUGCGAGGUGUGACGGGGUGCACCUGUGUCCGUUGACAAGUCGAUGCAGAGCAGGGUCACAGAAGAAUACUAUUGCAUACAACUACCGGUACACAGGACCCCACCCUGGUUUUGUAAAAGCCACCACCAGCAGAUCAUGCAAACUUUAUUUGAUCACAUACAGUUUAUGCACCAGAUGCCUUAUUGACAGGAUCUAGCCAUGUUCCUCUCCUUCACCUACUUUCUGGGGUCCUGCCCCUCUGGAGCAAUGAUGCAGGGUAAUUCCUAUAUAUACUGAAAACCUAUGAAAACGCUAUGCAGGGUGCAGAUGGUGUGUAUUUUAUUACAGCGUAAAAUAACAAUUGAAAGACUGUGUCAACUCUGCCAUUUUUUUAGGGUGGUUACCGUUGAUUUCAAACCCUCUGUCAAAGAUCGUCCCACAAGUGUUCAAUUGGAUUCAUGUCAGGUGACAAUUGGAUUCAUAUCGGGUCUUCCUCCAAAGCGAUCCCUUUCCAUAACACAGUUGUCAGCAAAGUGUUCUCCUCCUACGUCGAUAGAUACGGCGACGCCCAUCCAGAAAACGUUUGUGUGUAACUGGACUCCUGAGAGAAGACGACAUUUUCCCAUGGUGUAUUCUGCAGGUAGCCACCAUUAGCUGCCCAUCACAGUCUGGCAACCCUGUGUCAGUGAAGCAGGGUCUGGCCUUGAUAAGGUUGAUGGCACGUAUGCCAAACGCAGCCAGGCACCUCGCAGAUGGUCUGAGGUUUUGAACCCGAACUGUCACAUGGGGACACUUAUACCUCACAGCACUAUCAUGAAGUUUAACAAAUUUGGGGGCAAUUGCUCUUUUCACAAGUGCACUUAUCAAAAGCAAUUGCGUUUUCAAUGGCUUUUAGUAUACAUGUGCUUUAAUGGUUACACAAUAUUUGAUUUUCAAAUUGGUACAAUUAAUAUUAGAAACUGAACUGGCUUUGUUGAGAUGUACAGGGUAUUGGUGAUGGUGAGCACAUGCGUUAUGAACCGAGUUCAAACGUUUACUAUUUAGACAUGGCUGCCAACAUAGGCCAGACGUGUGGUAAUGUCUACACAGAGUCCUUUAGUCUUAAUCAGGAUUAAGGAUCGUUGACAAGCCUCAACCUGGAAGAGUCCAGAAGCCACAUCUCCAUCCUCCCCCCCCCCC